AUGUCAAUCGAAACACACACUAGUCUUAUUAGACAAGCCAAACAAGAUCAACAACGGAACUUAGCCAAAUCGGCACAGCUUUCUGGAGAGUUGGCGCAUACGUUAAGAUCCAUUAUCAAGAUCAAUUCCGAUGAUCUGAGUUCACUAUUAGAUAAGAUUUCAACCAUUCAUGAGAUUGACAGAGAAAUUGAUUUACAACUAUCGGAAAACGUAAUCACCAAUUUCGAAGUGUUGAUGUCAUAUAAAGAGCAACUACACAAGACGUUAGCUAAAAUCUAUAGGAGGUUACAAUGGCAAGAUUCCGUGACUAAUGAUAUCAGUGGUUUACAGAGACAAUGUGAGCUUUUGGAUCAAGAUAUAAGGAUUUUAGAACGGACAGUUCACUUACGGAAAAAUAAGUGA
This is a messenger RNA of Lizanozyma spartinae, 402 nucleotides long. RefSeq lists its product as uncharacterized. Bases 1 to 402 code for a protein of 133 amino acids. The transcript has a single exon. Lineage: Eukaryota; Fungi; Ascomycota; Pichiomycetes; Serinales; Debaryomycetaceae. The record is from RefSeq and is a predicted model, not a curated record.